AUGUUUACAGCGGCAUCACGACACCUCCCAUCCAACAUCCUUCAGCGCUUCCCCAAGCUCGAUCACGCCCAGGCUGGCCACAUCCGGCAUUUCCACAACCUCGCAAACCAACUGGACGGAGAAUGGCGCCACAUGGGCUCCUUGGACCCCGGCCAGGAGAACUUCCAGGCCUACCGGUACCAGCUCGCAACCAUGGCCUACGCAGCAGGCGUCGCCCACUACCACCGCCUCCCAGCCCUGCGCUCCAUCUUUCGCACGCUGUUUGAGCAGCUCAUCCACAAGAUGUUGAGGCGAGACGUGUGGGGGUACUGGUACCUGACGUCCCAGUCGGGCAAGCUCAUGGACCCCGACCUCACAGAGCUGCGCAGGCCGUGGCCGGACCCCGUGUGCAGAGAGAACAUCAUGUACUCGGGCCACCUGCUCCUCAUGGUCAGCCUGCACGCGAUGCUGUUCGACUCGGACAAGUACGAGGCCGCCGGCGCGCUCACGUUCGACUGGAACCCCAUGCUCUGGGGCCUGGGCAGCGAGACGUUCCCGUACCACCGCAGCUCGCUGCAGAGGGCCAUCCUGGACGAGAUGGAGCGCAGCGGCUGGAUGGGCGUGUGCUGCGAGCCCAACGUCGUCUUCAUCAUCUGCAACCAGUUCCCCCUCAUCGCCAUGCGCUACAACGACGUGCGGGACGGGACGGACGUCGUGCGCGGCGUGCUGGACAAGUACAAGGCGGCGUGGCGGGACAAGAACGGCGGCUUCACGCGCCCUGGCCCGGUGGGCGGUGAUGAUCUUGUCUGCUUCUGGCGGGUGCGGCAGGAUGCGGUUGUGCCCAACGUGUGGGGGGUCUCUACGAACGCUUGGGCCUGUGCGUUUAUGAACUCUUGGAACUCGGACUUCGUGCACGAGGUCUUCCCGAGACUGGUCAGAGGGUACCUGACAAGGCAUCCUGACGGGAGAGUUGGCCUGAAUAACAGCUCGGUGGCGAAGGAGAUUCGGGCUCAUCAUACCCCAAAGGACGGUGGAGAGGAAGCAGAGGCCUCAGCUGGUCUGACCAACACGCCACAAACCCUCGCAGAAGCAUCUGGCAAGACCCAGAAAGGCCCGUCCGAGCACAAGAUCCAGACGCCCAUGGGCAUUCUCGCGGAAGCGACAGACUUUGGCUUCACGAUGCAGUGGGUUUCAGAGCUGGCUCCUUUUCCGUCAUCUUCCAACGAAACCGACAUCGUGGCAGGGCUGCUGAAACAUGCAGACACAUAUAUGAAUCCUUCCUGGGAGAACGGAGGGCUAUUUUACCCGCGCAAGGACGGCGCCGUCCAGGACGAAGACGGCAACUGGGUCGGCGUGGAUCCGUACACUGGGAACGCAGCCAUUGCCUACGGCCGUCUGAACGUGAGGGACGGGCAGAAGAAGAUGUGGGAGGAGCCCUGGGCUAAAGACGGCCACCACGCGCACUAUCCUGUUGUUGAAGGCGUCGACCUCUCUGCUGGGGUGGACUUUCUCCGAGGCAGGUGGGAUGAGGAGGUCGGGGCCCUGGCGGUCACGAUGAGGACUUGGGAUGGUACGAAAACAGAAGUUGCCCUUCACGUACAAAACCUAUCAUCUGGUCUUUAUGGGGUGUAUGAGUCUGGCGAGCUUGUGGAGGUCAAGCCGGUAGAGACAGGAGAUGCAAUUUCCUUGGUGGUAAAAGUCGGAGGCGAUGAGGUCGACGUGGUACUUCUCAGGCAGGACUGA
This is a messenger RNA of Cryphonectria parasitica EP155, 1722 nucleotides long. RefSeq lists its product as uncharacterized. The record is from RefSeq and is a predicted model, not a curated record. NCBI's taxonomy places the organism in Eukaryota, Fungi, Ascomycota, Sordariomycetes, Diaporthales, Cryphonectriaceae. The transcript is spliced from 3 exons. The coding region runs from base 1 to 1722 and encodes 573 amino acids.